CACUGUAUCAUUCUUGUUUUCUCUAAAUAUUUUCAAAUCUUUAGAAUUUUCAAGUUUUUAUAACGUUUCCGAUGUUAACUGUGUCUCCGGCUCCACUCAUCGGAAACAACUCAAAGGAUACUUACAUGGCGGCAGAUUUCGCAGAUUUUACGACGGAAGGCUUGCCGGACUUUACGACGGUUGGAGAUUUCUCCGAUGAUCUUCUUGAUGGAAUCGAUUACUACGACGAUCUUUUCAUUGGUUUCGAAGGAGACGAUGUUUUGCCGGAUUUGGAGAUAGAUUCGGAGAUUCUUGGGGAAUAUUCCGGUAGCGGAAGAGAUGAGGAACAAGAAAUGGAGGGUAACACUUCGACGGCGUCGGAGACUUCGGAGAGAGACGGUGGUCAUGGGUGUAAGCAAGAGGGUGGUGGUGGUGGUGGUGGUGACGGUGGUGUUAGGGACAAAACGGUGCGUAGAGGCAAACGUAAAGGGAAGAAAAGUAAAGAUUGUGUAUCCGAUGAUAACGAUAUUAAGAAAAAACCUAAGGUGGAUUGGACGCCGGAGUUACACCGGAAAUUUGUACAAGCGGUGGAGCAAUUAGGGGUAGACAAGGCGGUGCCGUCUCGGAUUUUGGAAAUUAUGAACGUUAAAUCUCUCACUCGUCACAACGUUGCUAGCCAUCUUCAGAAAUAUAGGUCACAUCGGAAACAUCUACUAGCGCGUGAAGCAGAAGCUGCCAGCUGGAAUCUCCGUCGACAUGCGACCGUGGCAGUUCCCGGAGUAGGAGGAGGGAAGAAGCCAUGGACGGCUCCCGCCUUAGGCUAUCCACCACACGUGGCACCAAUGCAUCAUGGCCACUUCAGGCCUUUGCACGUGUGGGGUCAUCCUACGUGGCCCAAACACAAGCCUAAUACUCCUGCGUCUGCUCAUCGGACGUAUCCGAUUCCGGCAGUUGCGGCGGCUCCGGCAUCUUGGCCAGGUCAUCCGCCGUACUGGCACCAACAACCACUAUAUCCACAGGGAUAUGGUAUCGCAUCAUCGAAUCAUUCAAGCAUCGGUGUUCCCACAAGACAAUUAGGACCCACUAAUCCUCCCAUCGACAUUCAUCCCUCGAAUGAGAGCAUCGACGCGGCUAUUGGAGACGUGAUAACAAAGCCGUGGCUGCCGCUUCCUUUGGGACUGAAACCGCCGUCAGUUGAUGGUGUCAUGACGGAGUUACAACGUCAGGGAGUUUCUAAUGUUCCUCCUCUUCCUUGAGAAAACAAAUCUCCAAAAUUUGCCGAAAUCUCGAUUUUUAACUACAUUAUUUUGGUAUCUUCUAAGUAUUUUUGCAAGGAAAAAUACUAUAAAUCCUUGUUGCUUGA
Messenger RNA from Arabidopsis arenosa, 1342 nucleotides. Lineage: Eukaryota; Viridiplantae; Streptophyta; Magnoliopsida; Brassicales; Brassicaceae. The record is from the annotation of a GenBank genome assembly.